AUAUUAAAUAUAUAUAUAUUAGAGAAGAGCAAGGAAGAGAACCACCUCCGCCCCCUCCUUUUUAAAUUUUUUAAAAAAAUUUUGCAAGGAUCCCAGGAGCUAAGGUGGCUGCAAAAGGGGAAAGCGGCGCGAGCCAAGUGGGGGAGGGUGGAGGAAACCCGGGAGAAGGCUUUCUCCAGCCCCCAAAGUUUUGAUGAUGACCAUGACUACGAUGGCUGACGGCUUGGAAGGCCAGGACUCGUCCAAAUCCGCCUUCAUGGAGUUCGGGCAGCAGCAGCAACAGCAGCAGCAGCAGCAACAACAGCAACAGCAGCAGCAGCAGCAGCAACAGCAGCAGCCGCCGCCGCCGCCACCGCCGCCGCCGCCGCAGCCGCACUCGCAGCAGACCUCCCCGGCCAUGGCAGGCGCGCACUACCCUCUGCACUGCUUGCACUCGGCCGCGGCGGCGGCGGCGGCGGCGGGCUCCCACCAUCACCACCACCAGCACCACCACCACGGCUCACCCUACGCGUCGGGCGGAGGCAACUCCUACAACCACCGAUCGCUCGCCGCCUACCCCUACAUGAGCCACUCGCAGCACAGCCCUUACCUCCAGUCUUACCACAACAGCAGCGCGGCCGCCCAGACGCGCGGGGACGACACAGAUCAACAAAAAACUACAGUGAUUGAAAACGGGGAAAUCAGGUUCAACGGAAAGGGGAAAAAGAUUCGGAAGCCUCGGACCAUUUAUUCCAGCCUGCAGCUCCAGGCUUUAAACCAUCGCUUUCAGCAGACUCAAUACCUGGCCCUUCCCGAGAGAGCCGAACUGGCUGCUUCCUUAGGACUGACACAAACACAGGUGAAGAUAUGGUUUCAGAAUAAACGCUCUAAGUUUAAGAAAUUGCUGAAGCAGGGCAGUAACCCCCAUGAGAGUGACCCUCUCCCAGGUUCAGCAGCCCUGUCUCCACGCUCGCCCGCGCUGCCUCCAGUGUGGGACGUUUCUGCCUCCGCCAAGGGCGUCAGUAUGCCCCCCAACAGCUACAUGCCUGGGUAUUCGCACUGGUACUCCUCACCACACCAGGACACCAUGCAGAGACCACAAAUGAUGUGACUUGUCUGAGUGAACGGCCUCGGGGACUUCUGAAGGAAGCUCGGAGGAUCCAGGACUCACCUGCAUCUGCCAAACAGCCUAAGCGAUGAGCUCAGAGGAACUGUCCCUGUGAUCUGGGUCUCCUCUCUCUCUCUCUCUCUCUCUCUCUCUCUCUCUCUCUCUCUCUCUCUCCUUCCUCCUUUUCC
This is a messenger RNA of Peromyscus leucopus (white-footed mouse), 1275 nucleotides long. It is a transcript of the gene Dlx6, whose product is annotated as distal-less homeobox 6. Gene Ontology annotation, biological process: cell differentiation; embryo development; regulation of transcription by RNA polymerase II. Gene Ontology annotation, molecular function: DNA-binding transcription factor activity, RNA polymerase II-specific; RNA polymerase II cis-regulatory region sequence-specific DNA binding. The transcript has 3 exons. The record is from RefSeq and is a predicted model, not a curated record. Lineage: Eukaryota; Metazoa; Chordata; Mammalia; Rodentia; Cricetidae. The coding region runs from base 194 to 1090 and encodes 298 amino acids.